Molecule: messenger RNA, 2859 nt
Organism: Medioppia subpectinata
Lineage: Eukaryota; Metazoa; Arthropoda; Arachnida; Sarcoptiformes; Oppiidae
Source: the annotation of a GenBank genome assembly
AUGGCGUGUUCUCCAAAACUUCGUCGUCCGGCGAACUCCGGGACCAAUAAUUUGCCGCCGAUUUUAUUUCAUUCAAUACACGGAGAGAAUGUGCGGCUGUCGGCCGACUCGACGGUCGCUCAACGGAACGACAGCUUCUGUAAAGGCAUUUGUUUCAGUAAUCGCGCCAUUCGUGUGAACGAAAAGGUUUGCAUCAAAUUCACGGACAUCUCUCAGAGUUGGAGCGGAGCCAUCCGUUUCGGGUUCACUUCCAACGAUCCCAUCAACUAUUGUCGUUCAUCGCUCCCGAAGUACGCCUGUCCUGACCUCACGAAUAAACCCGGAAAUUGGGCCAAAGCUUUGGGCGAGAGGUUUGCGGUGAGAGAUUACGUGCUCUUCUUUUACGUUAGUGAGACGGGAGACGUUCACUACGGCAUCAACGGUGAGGAUCGCGGCGUCUUCUUCAGCGGUGUCUCCACUAAUUGUCCGCUUUGGGCACUGAUUGACAUUUACGGCAAUACUGUUGGCAUCGAAUCCGUUGAUCCGCGACAACAGGUCGUCAACUGUCGCCGCAAUAGCUCUGAAGUGGAGAACAUUAUUCCAAGUCUUUCCACGAUUGACAUCAACCGAGAAAAUAGAGAACCACUGCCGCAAGUCUAUAGGGAUGCGAACUUUCAGUCCUUACCAUUCAAUAAGACGAAGGGCUGUAAUAUUCGCCUUUCAAAUGACAGAUGUAUUGCUGAGCGAAACAAUAGCCACUAUUGUCAGGGAUAUGUCUUCGCAGAGCGUCCCUUACGUUUGGGUCAAAAGCUUGUGCUCCAAGUUUUACAAACCGAUGAAUUAUAUGCCGGAAGCCUUGCUUUUGGACUCACGACUUGCGAUCCGUCGACUAUUAAUAGCAAUGAUUUGCCCGAAGAUCCGCACCAACUGUUGGAUAGAUCUGAGUAUUGGGUUGUAAUUAAAGACGUGGCGAACGCACCGCAAGCCGGCGAUGAACUGGCCUUUAAGAUGACAGAGAGCGGUGAAGUCCAGAUGACUAAGAAUCGUCAACCCGUCCAGACUUUAAUGCACGUCGACUCCACUCAACGAAUGUGGCCUUUCUUUGAUCUCUACGGCAGUACUAUUAAAGUGAAAGUUUUAGGCACUUCUGAUAACGAAACGCCUGAAAAUGUUCGCAAUUCUGCACAAGUGAUGAACUCCCGGAAUAGCCAACAAACGUCUCGUCCCAUUACUACACAAAAUAAUGGUUUGACUGUAAGACUGACCCCAAACUCGUCGAGUUCUCCCAAACUGAACAACACUGCCAACAGUAACUCCGAGCCGUUGAAUGCAAUCGGAAAUGAGUGCAAUGUUUGCUACGAACAGCCCAUUAAUAGCGUACUAUACAUGUGCGGACACGUGUGUAUGUGUUACGAAUGUGCGGUCAAGCAAUGGCGAGGACCGGGACAGUGCCCUAUAUGUCGAGCCGUCAUUCGAGAUGUGAUUCGCACAUUAGCCGGUACCUAUAUAAGCCGCGGCGUAUCUGUGGUUAGAGUCAAUACAAACCAAUUCGGUCGGGCGUUAGUGUGUGGCCAGCGGUCGGCCCCACAAAUCGCACGCCAUUUGUCACAACAGGCGUCGGAACCGCUAUCUCAAGACGAAUCCAAAUUGAAGUGUACUUUGAUUCCCGGCGAUGGCGUCGGACCAGAACUGAUGGCUUCGGUUAAAGAGGUGUUCGGUGCCAUUGGUGUCCCCAUCGAGUUUGAAGAGCUGUUCCUAAGUGAGAUCUAUCCGUCACUGUCUGUAACCGUGGAUGCGGUGAUCGACUCAUUACAGCGCAAUGGUAUCGCAUUGAAGGGUAUUUUGUCGACACCUUUCAGUUCCACUGCCGGAGAACUGCAGUCUCUGAAUAUGAAGAUUAGGAGACAAUUGGAUUUGUUUGCAAAUGUGGUUCACAUCAAGAGUUUCCCGGGAAUUAAGUCCCGUUACGAGAAUUUGGAUUUCUUUGUGAUUCGGGAACAAACUGAAGGUGAAUACAGUGCUCUCGAACACGAGUCGGUUCCCGGAGUUAUUGAAUGUCUUAAAAUCGUAACCGAAGAGAAGUCGAAACGAAUCGCAAAAUUCGCUUUCGAUUACGCGACUAAACAUAACCGGAAGAAAGUAACGGUCGUUCAUAAGGCAAAUAUCAUGAAAUUAGGCGAUGGACUCUUCCUCAACACAUGCAAAGACAUCUCCCAAAUGUAUCCAAACAUUGAAUUCGAGCAAAUGAUUAUCGACAACACAUGCAUGCAAUUGGUCUCACAUCCAAACCGCUUCGAUGUUAUGGUAAUGCCUAACCUCUACGGGAAUAUAAUUGACAAUUUGGCGUCAGGUCUAGUGGGCGGCGCGGGUAUGGUUCCCGGCGCGAGCUAUAGUGAGGACUGUGUUCUCUACGAACCGGGAGCUCGUCAUACGUUUGGUGAGGCGGUCGGCAAGAAUAUAGCGAACCCGACGGCUAUGUUGUUGUGUUCGGUGAAAAUGCUAAGACAUGUGAAUCUCCACGAAUACGCCAAUCAAAUACAGGCCGCUCUCGAAAAAGUAAUCGCAUCCGGAAAAGUGCGGACAAGAGAUUUGGGCGGUUAUGCCUCUAAUACUGAUUUCACUCACGCAGUGAUCGCUAUAAUUAAAUAUGUGUUUGAGUUUGUGUUAACAUUUAGUGGAUUGAUUGGCGCCAAAGUGCGUUCACACCUUAAGUCCUUCGGCCGAAAUGGCAGAACAGGGCUGUAUUUGCCACGUCCUGUCCCUUAUAGCCAUCAAAUGCAGUCCCUCUGCGAGUUCACUGGCGGGCGAGGCGUUGAAGAGGUCCUGUUUGUUAGCGUAGACCAGUAUAGGGACGCCAAUCAGUUUCUCUUCGCUCAAUAG